UAUUAUCCGGUAGAUACUCUUGUGUUGCGCGCGCGUGUCGUCAACCAAUUCCUAUCUCGAGUGUCUGACCCGCGGUGGGCGAGUUGGGCUGUGUCUGCGAACGAUGAGAGCGUACGUUUCAGACACCGUGUAGGUUACACAACAUGACUUAACUGAGAAUAAAAUGCUGCAAAAUCAUAAAUUGACACGACUCAGAGACUGACACGUUUGUUCGCCAGUUUGGAGAGAGAGAGCCCGGAACCAUGAAAAAAUCAAGCCCGGCCAAGCCACCACCAGCUGAAGUCACCGUGCCAGACGACGAGGUUACCGUGCAACAACUGAACGCGCUUUUGUCAAACAGCAGCGGAUUUUACAGUUUACCAACACAGCAUUUCAACGAGGUCUUCCCUAGAAUAUACGUUGGUAACGCGUUCGUGGGCCAGAAUCUGAUGCGUCUGCAGAAGCUGGGCGUGACCCACAUCCUGAAUGUGGCGGAAGGCAACUCCUUCAUGCACGUCAACACCAAUGCAGAUUUUUACGCGGGCUCGGGCAUCACCUACCAUGGCAUCCAGGCCAAUGACAAGCCGCAGUUCAACCUCAGUAACUUUUUUGAGGAGGGGGCGGACUUUAUCGAGAAGGCUCUAGCACACAACAAUGGCAAAGGGAAGGUGUACGUCCACUGCCGAGAGGGCUACAGCCGCUCGCCCACCGUUGUCAUCGCUUACCUCAUGCUGCGCCACAAACUGGACGCCCGGGUGGCGGUCGCCACAGUGAGGCUCAAGAGAGAGAUCGGCCCCAAUGACGGCUUUCUGCGCCAGCUGUGCCAACUCAACGUGAAGCUGGCGAAAGAGGGCAAGUUGAAUGGGGUGAUGCCAGUCGUGGUGGCCAAGUUGAAGACCAAAUAAGGGAACGAGAGAGCGUGACCCAACGCCUUCUGUAGGUCUCUGCUCCCCUAAGAGCCAACCGGCCUCAAUCCACCCUGACCAGCAACACAUCACUCAGACACAUGCACACGCGUACAUCCACAACCUGUAACAUGCAUGCAUAUACAUACAGUGCUGUGAAAGGAUUUGCCCCCUUUCUAAUUUUCUCUACUUUUGCUUAUUUAUUUUUUUAUACGGAAUGUUAGCAGAGCUUCAACCAAAACCUAAUAUUAGAUAAAGGGAACCGGAGUGAACAAAUACCACAACAAAUACCAUACUUAUUUCAUAAACAAAGUUAUGCAACACCCAAUGCCCCUGUGUGGAAAAAGUAUUUGCCCCCUUUUCCCCUAGGACUUACCCUCUGCAGGUACUAGCCUGCUCGGGCUUACCUUCCGUGACUUACCAUAUAUCCUAAAUCUACGAUCGGUCGUAAUACAAUGGGACUACUCAAUAAGCUCAGGCUUUCUAGGUCUGUAUCCUAUAAUUGGUUCAGCCUACGACUCAUCUCCCCAAUAAGUCAGAAUGAGUGAUAACAGGUGUAGGAACUGUGCCUACCUUGUUUUUGGUGCCGGCUCCUGUUUCACUGAUUCGGAUUCUCUAGUUGGACUGUAAAUCGUGGUUGACCCUGCUCGCAGCGCCAGCUGUUGAGCUCUAAAAUAGAGUAAAGCUCAAACCAAGUUUAUUCACCCACUGGGUCACACAGCUGCAGAAGACAGACGUGUUUCCUCCAGCACAAGUAUUUAUACCCUCCCCUUUAGGACGGAGUCUCCUCCUUUUCCCUAAACAUCGUUGUUGGGCGGGAAAUGAAGUGAUAUGGGUAAUAAACUGUUCCUUCUCACUUCAUGUGACCUGACCUCGGCCCCAAUUUCCUCUCUAAUCCACAGCUAGAUCCCCUUUAUCAGUGACCGCAACCAUGUGAUUGCCUUUUUCCCUUCGUAACAUUCCAAGCCCCUGGCUCUUAUCCAACCUCCAUUGACCCUACCAUGUACACUCCUCCUACAUAUACCCAUUAACUUCUGGUGUAGCAUUAACAGGCGGAUGGCCUGACGUUCUCCUGUAGAUCCUCAUGCCAGCGGUCAAGCAUGGUGGUGGUAAUGUGAUGGUUUAGGGAUGCUUUGCUGCCUCAGGACCUGGACGACUUGCCUUUUUUAAUAGAGGGAACUAUGAUUUCUACUUGAAUGUGAGGCCAUCCGUCUGUAAGGCCAUCCGUCUGUAAGCUGAAGCACAGCUGGGUCAAGCAGCAAGACAAUGAUCCAAAACACACAAUCAAGUCUACAUAAAAAUGUCUAAAAAGCAACAUCUAAACUUUUGGAAUGAAUGGCCUAGUCAACGUCCAGACCUAAUUCCAAUUGAGACGUUGUGGCAGGGACUUUAAAUUAGCAAUUCAUGCUUAAACUCACAUGUCGCUGAGUUAAAGCAGUGCUGCAUGCAAGAGUGGGUGAAACAGCGAUGUGAGAGACUGAUCAACAACUACAGGAAGCGUUUGGUUGCACACCUACGCUAAAGGUGGCACGACCAGUUAUUGAGUGUAAGGGUGCAACACAAGGGAAUUGGAUGUUGCGUAACUUUUUUGUUUAAAUAAAUAAAAUGUGUAUAAUUUAUUAGUAUACUCACGUUCCCUUUUAAUCUAAUAUUAGGUUUUGAUUGAAGAUCUGAUAACGUUCCGUAUCAAAAAUAGGCAGACAUUUUGAAAAUCAAGAAGGGGGCAAAUACUUUUUCACGGCACUGUACAUGCAUGCAUGUUGACAGUCACACAAACUAACGCUUUCUCUCUUUCACACACACUGUAUCUGUCACGCUGCUGUCCUCUUUCUCUGCCUGUAUCGUUGGUUACAUCUGUCCAACAGCGGGGGAGUUAUGUUAGGCAGAGGAGAGAUGGAAGCCUUCUAACCGUGGCUCAGUGCUUUAACGUAUAUUCUGUCACCCAUCUCUCUAUAUUCCAAUAACAUACAUGCCACUGCUAGUACAUACAGCUCCAAAGUUCUCCUAGUGUGAGGUUUUGACCUGACCAAUGAAGCAUUCCCUAGACCAUAGGUUUAGAACACUGGACAGCUCUCCCUGUGUGCCACUUUUGGAGCUCUGAGGUACGAGUAAUAGAUUAUAGCACAAUAUUUUCAUAGUAUCACACUGCCAGGACUGUCUGACUACAGUGAUGUCAUGACACCAACAAAAUGUAUCCCAGACCAGUCUGGAAUGUUUUGACAGACACUGGUUCAUUUGGUCUAGUCCAGUGGUUCCCAAACUUUUUAUAGUCCCGUACCCCUUCAAAUGUUCAACCUCCAGCUGCGUACCCCCUCUAGCACCAGGGUCAGCGCACUCUCAAAUGUUAUUUUGCCAUCAUUGUAAGCCUGCCACACACACACUAUACGAUACAUUUAUUAAACAUAAGAAUGAGGGUGAGUUUGUCACAACCCGGCUCGUGGGAUGUGACAAAGAGCUCUUAUAGAACCAGGGCAAUAAUAAUUAAUAAUAAUAAUAAUUUUGCUCUUUAUUUUACCAUCUUACAUAUAAAACCAUAUUUGUUAAUCGAAAAUUGUGAAUAACUCAUCACAGGUUAAUGAGAAGUGUGUGCUUGAAGUCUGUCUUAAAUCCUUUUCCACACAGUCUGUAUUUAGUUUUCAUGCUAGUGAGGGCUGAGAAUCCACUCUCACAUAGGUACGUGGUUGCAUAGGGCAUCAGUGUCUUAACAGCGUGAUUUGCCAAGGCAGGAUACUCUGAGCGUAGCCCAAUCUAGAAAUCUGGCAGUGGCUUCUGAUUUUUAAAAUUACAUUUUCACAGAAUCGCUUGUUGCAAUUUUGAGGCUCUCUUGUUCAGAUAUCGGUAAGUGGACUGGAGGCAGAGCAUGAAAAGGAUAAACUGGAUUCGUUAUCAGUUUCGGGAAGUACCUGCGUAAUUGAGCAUCUAACUCAGGUGCUUUGCUAUAUCACAUUUGACAUUGUCCGUAGCUUGAGUUCAUUUGCACACAAACAAAUCAUACAAUGAUGGAAAGACCAGUGUGUUGUCCUUGUUAAUGCAGACAGAGAAGAGCUCCAACUUCUUAAUCAAAGCCUCGAUUUUUGUCCCGCACAUUUAAUAAAGUUGCGGAGAUUCCCUGUAAUCAUAGAUUGAGGCGAGGGUGGGAGAAGAAAUUGUCCAGAUAGGACAGUCUUGAGAAACUCGUCAUCAUGCAAGUGGUCAGACAAGUGAAAAUUAUGUUCAGUAAAAACUUUAUGCUCGUCUCUCAAUUUUAAAAAAAACGUGUCAAUACUUUGCCCCUUGAUAACCAGCACACUUCUGUAUGUUGUAAAAGUGUUACAUGGUCGCUGCCCAUAUCAUUGCACAGUGCAGAAAAUACAUGAGUUCAGGGGCCUUGCUUUAACAAAGUUAGACAUUUUCACUGUAGUGUCCAAAAUGUCUUUCAAGCUGUCAGGCAUUCCUUUAGCAGCAAGAGCCUCUUGGUGGAUGCUGCAUUGUACCCAAGUGGCGUCGGGAGCAACUGCUUGCACGCGCGUUACUACUCCACUAUGUCUCCCUGUCAUGGCUUUUGUGCCAUCAGUACAGAUACCAACACAUCUUUACCACCAAAGUCCAUUUGAUGUCACAAAGCUGUCCAGUACUUUUAAAAAUAUCCUCUCCUGUUGUCCUGGUUUGCAGAAGAGGUCUUCUUUAAUUGACCCCCCCAUAAAUGUAACAGACCUAUACCAGGAGCUGUGCCAGGCCUGCCACAUCUGACUCAUCCAGCUGUAACACACCGAAUUCACUGGCUUGUAUGCGAAGCAGCAAUUGUUUCAAAACAUCUCCUGCCAUGUCACUGAUGUGUCGUGACAGUGUUGUUUGAUGAAGGCAUUGACUGUGUAGUUUUUUGGGGGGGGGCUUUUCCCCCAGCAUUGUCCCAGCCAUAUCCGUGGCAGCAGGAAGAAUUAAGUCCUCCUCAAUAGUAUGGGGCUUGCCUGUCCUAGCCACUCGGUAGCUCACCGUUUACGACGCUUCUAGCCCCUUCUUAUUAAUGGUAUCUGUUGCUUUUUAUACAUGUCUUACUACUCAAAAGUCGUCUUAAUUCUUGCUCCAAAAAUUCCUGUGGCUUAUUUUUAAAAUUGUCAUGUUUUGUUUCUAAAUGGACUAAAUGCAUUCCAAGUGGACAUUCUCUCUUUCUCCCCUGACCCAUCUGUCUAUCGCCUCCUUUGAAUUCCAUGCUGUCACAGUUACCAGCCCUUUCAAGCUUAACAUCCUUAUCAUUUAUCGCCCUCCAGGUUCCCUUGGAGAGUUCAUCAAUGAGCUUGACGCCCUGAUAAGUUCCUUUCCUGAGGAUGGCUCACCUCUCACAGUUCUGGGUGACUUUAACCUCCCCAUGUCUACCUUUGACUCAUUCCUCUCUGCCUCCUUCUUUCCACUCCUCUCCUCUUUUGACCUCACCCUCUCACCUUCCCCCCCUACUCACAAGGCAGGCAAUACGCUUGACCUCAUCUUUACUAGAUGCUGUUCUUCCACUAAUCUCAUUGCAACUCCCCUCCAAGUCUCCGACCACUACCUUGUAUCCUUUUCCCUCUCGCUCUCAUCCAACACUUCCCACACUGCCCCUACUCGGAUGGUAUCGCGCCGUCCCAACCUUCGCUCUCUCUCCCGCUACUCUCUCCUCUUCCAUCCUAUCAUCUCUCCCCUCUGCUCAAACCUUCUCCAACCUAUCUCCUGAUUCUGCCUCCUCAACCCUCCUCUCCUCCCUUUCUGCAUCCUUUGACUCUCUAUGUCCCCUAUCCUCCAGGCCGGCUCGGU
Salvelinus fontinalis (brook trout) is the source of this 5651-nucleotide messenger RNA. Its product is annotated as dual specificity protein phosphatase 3-like. Gene Ontology annotation, molecular function: MAP kinase phosphatase activity; protein tyrosine/serine/threonine phosphatase activity. Bases 243 to 884 code for a protein of 213 amino acids. Gene Ontology annotation, biological process: protein dephosphorylation; negative regulation of MAPK cascade. Lineage: Eukaryota; Metazoa; Chordata; Actinopteri; Salmoniformes; Salmonidae. Gene Ontology annotation, cellular component: cytoplasm. The transcript is spliced from 3 exons. The record is from RefSeq and is a predicted model, not a curated record.